UCACCGCACUGCUCAUCUGCUGCCCGUUUCCUGGGAGAAUCGUUAACAGAGGUUUGAGGCUGCUGCUAGCUGAAACAUAGCGACACACCAAAUAAGUCCUGAACUCUUAGCGGACUGCACUCAGAUUGUCCUGACGCCCGGUUCUUAAAUGAUUCGUUUACACCUGGAAGGAUUGAAGGUUAUAAGCAGUUGACGUUGCUUUUUUUGUGUGUGGCUGCAAUCCGCUGUAGCGCUUCGUGCUAGCAAGCUAAACGGACAGGUAAGUGGGGAGCUAACCUGCGGCUGAGCGCCGGUUCUCCGUUAAUCAACGGACCCCGAGCAGCACUUUGAGCUGGGCUAGAGACAGCCGCACUGUAGAAGAGGUAAAACUUCUCACGGCAUUCACUCACCGCUCAUUACCAAACCGAGCUGCUAUAAAUACACGGCUUUGUUUUCCUGCCACCCAAAAGUGGCUCCGCUUCCUCCUCCUCCUCCUCCUCCUCCUCCUGCUGCUCUCCUCUCGGCUGUUGGAGCUCGGGCGGUUCUCCUGCUCGGGAUUUACUGACGGCACGCUGUCAACUUCGAGACGAGCUGCAGGGCUAAAAUAGCGUCGAGCAGCACGUUGUCCCAGUUAAGCCUGUAGGUUAGAGCUCGACAAGCCCAAAUUUAAUGGAAAGUCACCGUUGCAUUUCGGGAAAAAGGUACAGAGUCGAUCAUCCGAGGCCGGACACACAGACUCCCUAAUCAGCCUACACCGAGUGUGGAGACGCAGCGGGACAUGAACACCAUGUCUGAAGACAACAAUGCAGACAAGUUUAUUAAGGAGAGCUCCAUCUUGGAAGAGUACAGUAUAAACUGGACCCAGAAGCUCGGUGCUGGAAUCAGUGGACCUGUAAGGGUGUGUGUGAAGAAGUCAACACAAGAACGGUUAGCCCUGAAGAUCCUGAUUGACAGACCUAAAGCACGCAAUGAGGUAAGACUUCAUAUGAUGUGCGCCGCACACCCCAACAUUGUACGCAUCUUGGAGGUUUAUGCCAACAGUGUUCAGUUUCCCCACGAGUCCAGUCCACGAGCAAGAUUAUUAAUUGUCAUGGAGAUGAUGGAGGGAGGAGAGCUGUUCCACAGGAUCAGCCAGCACAGGCACUUUACAGAGAAGAUGGCCAGCCAAGUCACUAAACAGAUCGCCCAGGCUUUGGAACAUUGUCACUCACUUAACAUUGCACAUCGAGACCUAAAGCCAGAGAACCUGCUGUUCAAGGAUAAUUCACUGGAUGCUCCUGUAAAGUUGUGCGAUUUUGGUUUUGCGAAAAUCGAUCAAGGUGAUUUGAUGACCCCACAAUUCACUCCUUACUAUGUAGCACCUCAGGUAUUGGAGGCACAAAGACGCCACCAGAAAGAGAAGUCUGGAAUAAUACCUACCUCACCCACCCCAUACACGUAUAACAAGAGCUGUGACUUGUGGUCCUUGGGCGUUAUUAUCUAUGUGAUGCUGUGCGGUUAUCCUCCGUUUUAUUCCAAGCACCACAGCCGCACCAUCCCUAAAGACAUGCGCAAGAAGAUCAUGACCGGCAGCUUUGACUUUCCUGAAGAUGAGUGGAGCCAGAUAUCCGAAAUGGCAAAGGACAUUGUCCGCAAGCUGCUGAAGGUAAAGCCUGAAGAAAGGCUAACCAUCGAGGGGGUCUUGGCACACCCCUGGCUUAAUUGCACUGAGGCCUUGGACAAUGUGCUUCCUUCUGCUCAGAUGAUGAUGGACAAGGCGGUGGUUGCUGGGAUCCAGCAAGCCCAUGCAGAACAACUGGCCAACAUGAGAAUACAGGACCUUAACGUCAGCCUCAAGCCUCUCAGCUCUGUGAACAACCCCAUUCUGAGGAAGAGAAAGCUGCUAGGUACAAAGCCUAAUGAUGGCUUCUUCAUUAAUGACCCUGAAAAUGGAGCAGAAGACUCCAAUGUGGCUCUGGAAAAACUGCGGGAUGUCAUUGCACAGUGCAUCCUGCCACAGGCUGGAGAAAACGAGGACGAGAAGUUGAAUGAGGUGAUGUAUGAAGCCUGGCGUUUCAACAGAGACUGCAAGCUGCUCCGUGAUGGCCUGCAAGGACUGAGCUGGGAUGGUAGGGCUUUCUCUGAUAAAGUGGAUCGCUUGAAAUUGGCAGAGAUUGUGAAACAGGCUAUUGAAGAAAAAACUAACUUGGAAGACUCCCAAUAGAAAGUGCUGCAUUUCUAUUUCCUUUUGUACUGUUUAUUAUAAUUGUUCUUAAGCAAAUAACUGUAAAGUGUAAUUUUAUGUAAAUUGAAGCGCAUAUUUUUCCCCUUCCAUGGACACAUUCGCAAGCCUGUUGUACAGCUGUAGAUAACGCCAAGUUGUUGGUAUGAUUACUUUUUUCUACAGACGACAGUGACAAAACAUUUCAAAAAGAUUAUUUUUGUUUUUGCAAAAAAAAAAGCACCAACUGAGGCAGUAGUCCUUUUGUAAUUCAUUUAAGAGAUUUCUUUUUAUUUUUGUUUUAAUGAUGCUUGCAAAUCUAUUUAUACGAAAAAGAAAGCUGUUUUAUCACAAAGCUUACAAAGGAAAAAUUACUGUAACAUAUGGAGGCUUCUUUAAAAAAAAAAAAUAAAUAAAUAAAAAAAAAAGGGUGGUCCAGGUGGGGGUCUGGACAGAAGUUGAAGAUGAAAUUGUAAGUAAAUAUAAUUUCAUAUCACAAAACUCAACAACUGUGACGUAUCAAAUAUUAAUUCAUCAUAUUCUGCUCCCUGAAAAUGUAUAGAAGUUAUUUAAAUUAGGAUGCUAAAUAAUUUGUCUCCUGUAUAUCCCACAAUAUGUUAUCAAGUUAAGCCAUGCUGGCAUAAUUUCUUUCAAAUUGACUUAAUUUUUCACUUAACUCCAGUAGUUACUCCCUUUAGUUCAGCUCACACAAGGCUGUUGGGUGAAUUAUGACUUAACGUCGCAGCCUUCCUCGGCUCUAUCUGUGAAAAGAUAAAUAAAUCCUGUAUCGAUUUUGA
This is a messenger RNA of Ictalurus punctatus (channel catfish), 2976 nucleotides long. RefSeq names its product MAPK activated protein kinase 5 (gene mapkapk5). The transcript is spliced from 14 exons. Gene Ontology annotation, cellular component: cytoplasm; nucleus. The coding region runs from base 758 to 2182 and encodes 474 amino acids. Gene Ontology annotation, molecular function: calcium-dependent protein serine/threonine kinase activity; calmodulin binding; calcium/calmodulin-dependent protein kinase activity. The record is from RefSeq and is a predicted model, not a curated record. Gene Ontology annotation, biological process: Ras protein signal transduction; negative regulation of TOR signaling; peptidyl-serine phosphorylation. NCBI's taxonomy places the organism in Eukaryota, Metazoa, Chordata, Actinopteri, Siluriformes, Ictaluridae.